AUGGCUCAACGAAAUACUUUAAAAAAUGAUAGUCAAAACCCUCAAAAUACCCCAUAUUAUGAGCCAAGUUUCUCACAGCGUGAAAAAACUAGUGAUGGUGAAGGUGCGUUUAAGGGUCGUGGUUUGAAAACCGAAAUUCACUCAGCACUUAAGUCUUCGAACUUUAACUUGAUACGAAGAAAUUAUCAAACUGGCGAUAAUCCGUAUCUUAGUGACCUACGCGGCUCAAAUCAAUCUAAUACACUCAAUAGGCGUUAUGAGCGAGGCCUGAAGUUUUAUAGAAAGGGAGAAAUCAGCAAAAGAAUUGCCCAAGAGCGAGAACUACAAAGGCUUCAGGAAGAGAAAGAAUCUGAAAUAAAAUCAAAAUGGGAAGAAGAGGAAAGAGAAGAAGAAAAACUAAUACAAUCAGGUGAUUUACCUAACUUGGAGUUACGUGAGGAUAGAUUCUUGCUGGAUUUGUCAAAAUUUGAAAAUUACUAUAAAACUAACCAUGGCCAUGAAUGGUGGGAUAUAGUUUAUUUGAAUGAAAACAAUGAGAUAAUGGAAAAAUAUACCAUGAAAAGCACAUCGCCCGACGAAGAAGAGGUAGCAAGUGGUAUUGGUGACGAUGAAGAUGAUGAUGACGAUGUGCAUCCCUCUAUCAGAUAUGUAGCCCAUCCUUUACCUGAAAAAAUUAAUGAGGCAAAGGUAUCGAUUAAAGCAUAUCUGACGCAGCAUGAAAGAAAGAAAAUAAGGAGAAAUAGAAGAAGAAUGAUUAGAGAAGCGCGAGAGGUGAAGAUUAAAUUGGGGCUAUUACCCAAGCCAGGACCAAAAGUUAAACUAAGCAAUAUGAUGAGUGUCUACGAGAAUGACCAAAAUAUAACGGAUCCAACUGCUUGGGAAAAAGAAGUGAAAGAACAAGUAAAUAUAAGGAAGAGAAAACACCUGGAAGAUAAUGAAAAAAGGCACGAAGAAGCUAUAAAGAGAAGAAAAGAAACACAGAAUGUAAAAGCCGAAAAACCGUCGCUAUACUAUUGUAAAGUAUUCCAGUUCAAAAACUUACAGAACCCUAAGAUACGAUUUAAGUUAAAGAUGAAUAGUAAAGAGUUAUUCUUGAAGGGUUUGUGUCUUCGCAUACGUGAUGACGGGCCAGGAAUAAUCAUAGUUGUAGGUGACGAAAAGGCAUGCAAGUUUUAUGAAAAUUUGGUGAUGAGAAGGAUAAAGUGGAAUGAAGACUUCGAACUACAUACAAGCAAUGAAGAUGUGAAAAUGAAUAUGCAUGACAAUUCAGUUACAAAAACAUGGGAAGGUUAUUUAAAAGAUUGUAAAUUCAAAGGCUGGUUUAUGAAAGUAUGUGAUGAUCAAGACUCUUUACUACGUACGUUGGGUCAGUUUGACUCGGAACAUUUUUAUUCACCAGUUCAAACAUGA
Messenger RNA from Saccharomyces mikatae IFO 1815, 1410 nucleotides. RefSeq names its product U4/U6-U5 snRNP complex subunit PRP3 (gene PRP3). Gene Ontology annotation, biological process: mRNA splicing, via spliceosome. Gene Ontology annotation, cellular component: U4/U6 x U5 tri-snRNP complex. The record is from RefSeq and is a predicted model, not a curated record. The transcript has a single exon. Bases 1 to 1410 code for a protein of 469 amino acids. Lineage: Eukaryota; Fungi; Ascomycota; Saccharomycetes; Saccharomycetales; Saccharomycetaceae.